UCUCUCUGGGCCGACAAAGCCUCAGCGACUUCGAGCUCUUGCCAUCUCCUCAACCUGCCAUCAGGACCUCCAGUAGCAAUUCUAAGCCAAACUGUGCCCACCCAUUUUGGGCCUUUCUACCUCAGCCCACCCCCCAUCUCCCACCCCUCGAGUGGGAAUUGGGAGUUUUGGGUGUUCAAACCUCAACUUAAGGCCGGCAGAUCCAUCCUUCCGGGGCUUAUCUGUCCUUCUCCAGAGCCCGGGAUCACAUGUUCAGAUCCGCCAGACGGCCGCACCUCUGCAAAAUCGGUAAUCACUUUGACAAAUGGCGUACAUCGAGUUGAUGCGAAAACCGGACAUUGA
Messenger RNA from Protopolystoma xenopodis, 342 nucleotides. Lineage: Eukaryota; Metazoa; Platyhelminthes; Monogenea; Polystomatidea; Polystomatidae. The record is from the annotation of a GenBank genome assembly.